GCUUUGCUCUGAGUCUAAGGUAGAUUUUGAGAAAGACUCAAAGAGUGGCUCAAUCUACCAGUAUUGAGACCUCCUACAGGAAUUCCAGAUUUUUUGGAAUUAUAAGCUUAGGUACGUCUUUAGCCACGUAUGCGCGGUGAGUUGACCACCUGGGCACUAGGAAAUCUGAAAAGCCACGCACAUAUGGCGUGUGAAGAGCUCUAUAGCAGUAGUAAAAGGUAGAUACUAGAGCCUGAGGCGUUUCCUUCUCCCUCCUCCCGCAGCGAUUGUACGUCUCACUUUUGCUGAGAAUGAAACCUUGAUUGUGGCUUUUUUUGCUCUCGCUUGGCCUUUCCCACCGCGGUUGUGGUACAAUCCACUUAGAUUGGCCAUGCUCUCUAAUCUGCUGCGACGGCCUUUUGCUGCGGCUGCUGCCACCGUGCGGCGCACGCGGGGUCUUGAGGAGUUUUUUGAAGGGGGGCCUCUUAAGAAGGACGAGCCGCUGGUGGUUGGGAGGGAAUGGAAGGCCAGCGAUUUGCGGCUAAAGUCGUUUGACGACCUUCACAAGCUGUGGUAUGUGUUGCUUAAGGAGCGGAACAUGCUGGCAACACAGAAGGAAAUCCAUCGAAAGGCCGGCUAUGUCAUGCCCCGCUUGGACCGGAUACCGAAGGUGCGGAAGGCCAUGUGUCGAAUAAAACACGUUCUUACUGAGAGAGCACUCGCCGAAUCUGACGUCCAAAAACGGGCUGUAGCAAAGAAAGUAAUUAACGACAUGUGAAAUGGGACGCUGAUUCCAGCGCAUAUUACUCUGUAGAAUACAAUGGACAGUGAAGCCUCCAGAUCUGACCAUCUUGCCAUCAGGUUUAGAUCAUCAUGGUAGGAAUGACACACCAGGUUUGGUGCCAGCCAAUCAGAAUCGGUUGAGUUACGUUUGCAAUUGAAGGUCCACUUGCACAUGUGCCAUGCAGCAGACUGAGUAAGAUAUUGUGCUACUAUAUGGUAUGACUUUGAAUGAUUGCAAUGAUCCG
Klebsormidium nitens is the source of this 1007-nucleotide messenger RNA. Lineage: Eukaryota; Viridiplantae; Streptophyta; Klebsormidiophyceae; Klebsormidiales; Klebsormidiaceae. The record is from the annotation of a GenBank genome assembly.